UGCCAUCGUUUCACGAUACGAGGAAUCCGCGAGGCUCGCUUCUUACGCAUAUCGGACGAUUCUACGGCGAGAUGAGAUCGCUCGCUGUGGCGUUGCUGGCCGUCGUUGGCACGUGCCACGCAGCUCGACUGGACAACACUUACCUUCCCCCGGGCAAUGCGGGCAGCGCAGGUGGUGCAGGUUUAAUUCAAACUCCUCAUCGUGGAGGGGGUGGUGGUCCAGGAGGUCCAGGAGGUCCUGGCGGUCCGGGAGGACACGGUGGCCCAGGGGGACCCGGUAGACCAGGUGGACCUGGUGGUCCCGGCGGUCCCGGCGGUCCUGGAUUUGGAGGUGGAGGUGGUGGCUCUUACGGCGGUGGUCCCGGAGGUGGAGGCGGAGGCGGUGGCUCUUAUGGCGGUGGUCCCGGAGGUGGAGGUGGUGGUGCUGGAGGUGGUGGGCCAAGAGGAGGAGGUCAAGAGAUUCCUAUCGUUUCGUUUAACAGCCAGAACAGCGGCGACGGCAACUACCAGUUCAGCUACGAAACAGGAAAUGGUAUCAGUGCGCAGGAAACGGGUCAACUGCAAGGUAACGCCGAGGCGGUGAGCGGAUCAUACUCGUACACCGGGCCCGACGGCGUGCAGUACAGCAUCACUUACACCGCGGACGAAGAAGGUUUCCAUCCUCAGGGCGCGCAUCUUCCUACCCCGCCGCCGAUACCACCGGAGAUUCAACGAGGUGUCGAAUUAGCACUUGCGGCGGAAGCUAGGGGCGAGAAUCAGGACGGUGGAUACUCUCAAGGAGGCGGUGGUUACGGAGCAGGAGGUGGUGGAAGAGGAGGCGGUGGUAGCGGUGGUUCUUAUCAGGGUCCAAGCUCAUACCAACCGAGCUCUGGCGGCUACCAUUACUAGAUGACGUACAAGUCGUUGCAUAUUACACGAUCGAUCUUGUUCCACGGUAAUAUCAUUUACAGGCGGAUGUAUGUAUAUAAGGAUGUAUCGUUUAUAUAACUUUUUUAUUUAUAUAAAAUAUGAAUAUCUUAUUAAACUUGCGUUCACUUUUAUAACG
Messenger RNA from Ceratina calcarata, 1044 nucleotides. Its product is annotated as pupal cuticle protein 20. Lineage: Eukaryota; Metazoa; Arthropoda; Insecta; Hymenoptera; Apidae. Gene Ontology annotation, molecular function: structural constituent of chitin-based larval cuticle. Gene Ontology annotation, cellular component: chitin-based extracellular matrix. The transcript has 6 exons. Bases 72 to 887 code for a protein of 271 amino acids. The record is from RefSeq and is a predicted model, not a curated record.